AUGCGUGCUGCAACAAGUCUUCUGACUUGGAACAAAAUCGGUAUGGACCAGCUUGACUCUUUCCUGGAAGGAGCCCUGCUGCGCAUGCCGAAAACGUUCCAAGGUUUCACCAGAGCUGGCAAGCAAAUGUACCGGAAUCGGAAGUUCCGUCAUUCGCAAGUUAUUGAUCGUGUCCUAAACAUCGCUGAACGGCCGGAGAUUGCGAGUGUACCAUGGAGUGCGAUCAAACGCACCCCCAUAGAUGAGGAUGAUACUGCUCAGCUCGGAACAUCGGACCCGAGCGAAAGCGACAGCGAGGGUGGCUCAGAUUUUCCUUACUAG
This is a messenger RNA of Perkinsus marinus ATCC 50983, 321 nucleotides long. RefSeq lists its product as hypothetical. Lineage: Eukaryota; Perkinsozoa; Perkinsida; Perkinsidae. The transcript has a single exon. The record is from RefSeq and is a predicted model, not a curated record. The coding region runs from base 1 to 321 and encodes 106 amino acids.